Molecule: messenger RNA, 823 nt
Organism: Effrenium voratum
Lineage: Eukaryota; Dinophyceae; Suessiales; Symbiodiniaceae
Source: the annotation of a GenBank genome assembly
CACCACCCUGAACUCGGCGAAGCGCGCCCACCCCAGCCGAGCCCGCGGCCAUCGGCCGCGCUUGCGCGCGCGCGCGCCGAUCGAUGGCCAUGCCACGGGUGCAGAUCAAAGUGGUGCUGGAUUUCAUGUGCCCCUGGUCGCUGAUCGGCCUGCGCGCGCUGGCGCUGGCCAAGGAGCGCUUCGCCGCGCGCCUGGACUUCGCGGUGGAGCUCCUCCCCUUCGAGUUCGACCCGCCGGGCACCUACCCGCAGGAAGGCCUGGACUGGACGGAGUACUGCAAAGGCUUCGGUGCAGCCAAAGCAAAGUUCCUCUUGGAGGAGAAGCUGCCGAGGGCCUUCGCGCUGGGCGAGGACCUGGGGAUCCGCUUCCGAAUGGAGCGGCGCAUUGUGCACACGGUGGACGUGAACACGGCCCUGGCGCUGGCCCAACGCCUGGGAUCCCCGGCCGCCGAAGGCUUCGCCCUGGCGUCCCUGCGCGCCCACUUCGAGGAGUUGCAGGAUCCCAACGAAGCCGCCGGCCUGCGGAAGCGCCUGCAGGAUGUCGGCGUGCCCCUAGAGGCGCUGGAAGCUGCGCUCAGCGACCCCGAGAAGGAGUCCAAGAACGCGCUCCGCACCGCUCAAGCCCGGCCCAUGCUGCGCAGCGGCGUGCCGCACUUCGAGAUCCGCUGUGGCGGCCCGGAUCUCUGCGAGGGCGUCCAUGGCGGGCCCACCAGGCCCAGUUACUUCGAGGAGAUUUUCCAGCGCUGCCUUCCGAAGGAGGAGCUGUGACCGGAGAAAAGCUGCGGAAGUGUCAAGCGCGUCCUUGGGGGGAUCUAAAACCGCCU